GGGAAUUGCACGUUUUAUAUCAAGUCCCAGAUUUUCCUUUAGUGAGGAAAAACGUGCCAUUUGUGUCUUUUUCCUCCUUCUGACAUAACGUUGCCAAAUUGCUGAAUUUAGCAUUGCUAAGCUGGUGAACUGUGUUUCACCUCCUGCUAGACAUUUAUUUUCUCCCCCACCUCCUUCCAAGUCGCAAGGACUGUCUUCGAAAAGGUCGAUUUUCCCCCGCACCCACCCCUCUGGGCGGAAGCGUGGUUUGGUGGAAGAGGAGAGACAGAGGCAGAGUAAAGGUUUUUUUUUAUCAAACUGGAGAGAGCCAUGGACUGUCAGCGCUGGUUACCACUGGAGGCCAAUCCUGAUGUAAUGAACCAGUUCAUGCAACAACUGGGAUUGCUGCCGAGCUGGCAAUUUGGUGACGUUUUUGGAAUGGAUCCGGAGCUCCUGAGUUUGGUGCCAAGACCUGUCUGUUCAAUUCUUCUACUCUUCCCAGUUACAGAAAAGUAUGAAGCCUUCAAGCAAGAGGAGGAAGCAAAAAUAAAAGCUGAAGGGCAGAAAGUCGAUCCACAAGUUUAUUUCAUGAAACAAACCAUCAGUAAUGCCUGUGGAACCAUUGGUCUUAUACAUGCACUAGCUAACAAUCGAGAUAAACUGGAAUUUGAAACAAAUUCAGUUAUGAAAAAGUUUUUGGACGAAUCGACCCCACUUAGUCCUGAAGAGAAAGCAAAAUAUCUAGAAAAAGAUGAGAGUAUCCGUGUUACACAUGAAUUCAGUGCACAGGAAGGACAAACUGAGGCACCAAGUUUAGAUGAGAAAGUAGACUUGCAUUUUAUAACCUUUGUAAACAUUGAUGGAUACCUGUAUGAACUGGAUGGGCGCAAACCAUUCCCGAUAAAUCAUGGAUCCACCACUGCCGAUAACUUUCUUGAGGAUGCAGUAGAAGUUUGUAAGAAGUUUAUGCAGCGAGACCCUGAUGAAUUACGGUUUACAGUGGUGGCUCUCCACAAGCCGUAGAGUGCGUCAAAUUGGAAGGAUAAACAGGAGCUGCAAAACCUAAACUUCAAUUGGCUUCCAGCGAUGUUGCUUUACUCCAGUCCCCGAGCUUGUGAUAGUCUUGAUCUGUUUUAACUCAUGCAAAAACUUGAUUUGAUACCUUUCUGGAAUAUGUCCAAUUGUCCCUGACUCCAGAAGUCUGAUAGCAAAGUGUACAUUGGUGUGUACUUUUUGUCUUAUCAUCUAUAACAGCAGUCCUCGGUUUCUGAAACCUAUCCCAGCCUACAUUCCCAGUGACUAACCGAAAGCAGUAAAAAUUCAUCUGAGGGAAGGAGUUGCGAGAUUCUUGCUGUCAUGUUAUCCCCCAGCUGUACUUUAAUUAUUGACUAGCAAACAGAUGGACAUCUUGCAAUAGCUGGAAAGUUGUACGCAAGAGCAGGUAAAAAUCUGAUGCUCCUUGCUUUCUAAAUGUGCUCAAUAAAUUAAUUAUUGGUA
Carcharodon carcharias (great white shark) is the source of this 1476-nucleotide messenger RNA. RefSeq names its product ubiquitin carboxyl-terminal esterase L3 (ubiquitin thiolesterase) (gene uchl3). Gene Ontology annotation, molecular function: cysteine-type deubiquitinase activity. The transcript has 9 exons. The record is from RefSeq and is a predicted model, not a curated record. Lineage: Eukaryota; Metazoa; Chordata; Chondrichthyes; Lamniformes; Lamnidae. Gene Ontology annotation, cellular component: cytoplasm. Gene Ontology annotation, biological process: protein deubiquitination; ubiquitin-dependent protein catabolic process. The coding region runs from base 310 to 1002 and encodes 230 amino acids.